AAGUGUGUCAGUGGACUCUUACAAUGGGUCGCUUAAUAUCCGCAAUUCUUCUGUGUUGUCUUGUCGCAGAUGCUGUGUCUUUGCCCGGCUUGGGCCUUGUCCGCCCGGGUCUCAACGAAAUCGAGAUCUCCGUCCAACAGAAGCUCAAAAAAUUCUUGCCGGAUCCCGAAGCUAAAAACCGGGUCGCCAAGCAAACGCCACGGGAAAAACGAUCCACCGAUGAUGUCAUAGACAUGCACGAUGAGGUGCUCAUCGAUGAGGACGAAAGCCCGGCUGAGCGUUCGAAGCGAACGCUGGAGCUGGACCCAGCGCUGUUGGCGAAAUCGCAAGGCCCGGACGAGAUCAUCGACCCAUUCGACCUGGAGCAAUACUUGCAGGCGCAGCCGGAUCUGCACAAGGUGUUCAGCCCCUCGAACCCGGCGACGAUCACCGUGACGGAGAAGGCGGCCCCACCGUGCGGUGCCGAGCACGAGCCAAAGGUCAAGCAGCCGAUCCUGGUCAUCCCGCGCCCGGUCAUCGUCGAGCACUACGAGCAGCCCAUCCUCCUCGUCCACCGCACCCUCCCCGUCGUCAACGAUAUCUAUGAUGAGCCUACCCUCGUCGAAAAGGAAAUCCAACAGGUGGUAGUUGAGCAAGUCCCCGCAGCAGAUGCGCACCUCGUGGCCAAGAGGAGUAUUCUCUACCCCUACUCUGACGUCACAGUUCAAAGCUGUGGGUGUCCCACCUGUCGACGCAACUCAGAGCCAGCUUUCUACCCUUACGACGAACCCCUUCCGUGUGACUGUGGUUGCCCAAACUGCCAAGGUAGCAACCCUUACGAGGUGACUGACUGUGGGUGUGGUUGUCCUAAUUGCGCAGGAAAUCCGGAAACUUCUUCUCCGUGCGCCUCCCAAGUGGACUGCGGGUGUGGUUGUCCCAACUGCCAAGGUGGCAGCCCCUCGUCCUACUCACCCUACGAAAGCACAAGCGACUGCGGAUGUGGCUGCCCCAACUGCGGCGGCGACGAGUCCCUGAACCCGGUAUACUCCCAGUCCCUGAACCCGGUAUUCAGGCAGUCCCUGAACCCGGUAUUCAGCCGCUACGAGUACAGCCCCGAAGAAUACUCUCUCCCUUGGAAGCGCGACACCCCUGACGAACCGGAGUUCCUGACCGUGGUCGACCCCGCCAACUUGAACCUGGAGGUGGGGCAGCCCCCGUUGGGCCUCAACGAGGAGAUGGAUGUGUUUCGUUGUCCUCGAGACGGUGGUGCAUACUCUGGUGACAACGUUCUUCUCGGUGAUCUACACGAUUACGCAUCUUUUUACCCUGGGUUCAUGAGCACCGUCCUCCCGGCAACGACCUCCAAGUUCCAGUACUUCGAGACCGGCCGCACCACCUCCGACUUCGGGGUCCCGCUUACCACGCCCACCGUCGGCUGGUCCUCAAGUUUGAGGCCAUCGUCAUCUUGGCCAGCCCCGCCCCACGUUCCCCGCCCAUCUCCAAAAUUCGUGAAGGAAAAAAUUGAGAAGAUGCCGUUGGUCUCAGGCGAACCCUGCCUUCCCCAAGAAGACCCUUCGAUCGAAGAUCUACGGGAGUACGCAACCGAUGGCUCCGAAAUCGACGCCGAGCCUGAGAAACGGGCCCCAAAACCGAGAGGAAAAACACAAACAGCGCAGGUUGAAUCGACGAUUCCUAUUUCCUCAUCAGAACUUGCUUCCGAUGACAUGUCGAGGAGUUCAGAGGACUCGAUGGUAAGUGCAUCAGCGGAGGGAAGCGAUGAGAUUGCUCAGGAACUUGUCUGUGAAAACAGCAUACCGACCAUGAUUCCUUCAUCCCCUAUUCUACCCUCCGUCCAAUCUGCACCCCUCUUCACGCCGAGCUACCCGGGCUACUACCCGAGCAUGGACUACCCCAUCUACGAACCUGUGAGGAGCACCAGAAUCAUUUUCCAACCCUACGCCCAGAGGAUAACUCACCCGCCAGUUUACUGGGGCCAGAGGACGCAGACCACAGUACCACAGGUCAAUUUCCAAAACUCUGCCCCCUGCCACGCCGAACCUGAAGAGGAGAUAGCUUCGAGUGAGAACCCGAUAGAUUCCAUGCAACCACAAACAGAUUCUGGCACUUUUGAAGGCGCGAAAUCUUCAUUGGUCGAGGAUAUCGUCCAGGAGGUUUUAAAGCAGAGCCCGAUCGAAAGUUCCGAAUCGGUGACUCAAGCGCCUGAGGUGAAACCCGUGGAACCCAUGGAUCCUGUGAAACCCGUGGAACCCAUGGAUCCUGUGAAACCCGUGGAAGAGGUUCCUGUCCCUGUAGAGUCAACGAAGCCGAUGGACAGCAAGAAGGCGAGGAAGAAUGGGAAAGGCAGGAAAAUUGGGCAUGAUCUCUCGGGCGAAAAGAUGGAUUCGAAGGAAGCCCGUCUGCUCGAGAAUGAAAUUUUCAACUCGGAUUCCACCGUCGAGCUGAGGAGAAAACGUCAGUCUAGACCGAAACACCAGCCGAAGGUCAGCAGAAUCAGCGAGGUCUGAGUCAGCGUUCGUAAAUGAUGAGGAAACGCUCUAAGAUCAUUCCUUCAACACGUAUCUGAUCCUGACCAAUCUUUCGGAUGGAAGUUAAAUCUCUGGAGACCUGCCGGUUGUAAAUUUCCGCCUUAUUCUGAUCAAUUAGGCAACCUAGCGUAGUUGGAUCCUCGAAAAAUCUGUGCGGUUCAGACAUGCGGUUCAACUGCUCACCAAUGUUUGUUUGUAAAUAUGUAUCUACGUUAUUUAUAAAUUAUUCUCAUUUUUUACAUCAACAAUUAAAAUUUUUUUUACCGUCUUAAA
Molecule: messenger RNA, 2798 nt
Organism: Bemisia tabaci
Lineage: Eukaryota; Metazoa; Arthropoda; Insecta; Hemiptera; Aleyrodidae
Source: RefSeq, a predicted model, not a curated record